CUCUUGUUUUUAUGCCACAGCACAGCACAGCAGCCUGCUAUCUGUUGCUCAGUGCACCUUGAUUCACCAUGGCUCAGUUUGUCAUUUUUAUUUUCAUGCUCAUGAUGCCUGCUGUGUCUGCAAAACAUUACUUUAGAGGGAGGGCAAGUUGUUACCAUCCGGUGCCCAGGAAACAUGACUUUGGUGUAAAAACUGCAGCUCGUCCUCAUGAACUCCUGAACCUCGCUCAGCUGCCAAAGUCCUGGGACUGGAGGAAUGUCAACGGCGUGAACUAUGUCAGCACCACUCGCAACCAGCACAUCCCUCAGUACUGUGGCUCCUGCUGGGCUCACGGUAGCACCAGUGCCAUGGCAGAUCGUAUCAACAUUAAAAGGGAAGGAGCGUGGCCAUCUGCUUAUCUGUCUGUCCAACAUGUGGUCGACUGCGCUGAGUCCGGCACCUGUAACGGAGGAGACCACGGGGGAGUGUGGGAGUAUGCCCACAAACAUGGCGUCCCUGAUGAGACCUGCAACAACUACCAGGCGAUUGACCAAAAAUGCAAACCUUUCAAUGCCUGUGGGACUUGCACCACUUUUGGGAUUUGCAACAUUGUGCAGAACUACACUCUGUGGAGAGUGGCUGACUUUGGAGCCAUUAAUGGACGUGAUGCUAUGAUGGCAGAAAUCUUCACAGGCGGGCCAAUCAGCUGUGGAAUAAUGGCCACUGACAAACUUGACAUGUACGACGGGGGUCUGUACUCCGAGUACUUUGAGUCUCCUGAGAUCAACCACAUCGUGUCAGUCGCAGGAUGGGGAGUCGAAAACGGCACAGAGUACUGGAUUGUGCGCAACUCCUGGGGAGAGCCAUGGGGCGAGCGAGGCUGGCUCAGGAUUGUGACGAGUGCCUACAAAGGAGGAAGUGGAAGCAAGUACAACCUUGCUCUGGAGGAAGACUGUAUGUAUGGAGAUAUGAUUGUACCCUCAACGUACUCAUAACCACACAUCCUUCCCUGAUGCCAGGACUGACUCUGUUCAGAGCCUCCAUGAUGGCAAGAUUUGAACCAAAUUAGUUUUAACUGCCGACAUCAGAAAUAAAACUCAUUGUGCUGAU
This is a messenger RNA of Notolabrus celidotus (New Zealand spotty), 1089 nucleotides long. Its product is annotated as cathepsin Z-like. Gene Ontology annotation, cellular component: lysosome. The record is from RefSeq and is a predicted model, not a curated record. NCBI's taxonomy places the organism in Eukaryota, Metazoa, Chordata, Actinopteri, Labriformes, Labridae. Bases 69 to 974 code for a protein of 301 amino acids. Gene Ontology annotation, molecular function: cysteine-type endopeptidase activity. The transcript is spliced from 6 exons.